Messenger RNA from Patella vulgata (common limpet), 5326 nucleotides. RefSeq names its product coatomer subunit beta'. Bases 114 to 2972 code for a protein of 952 amino acids. Gene Ontology annotation, molecular function: structural molecule activity; protein binding. Gene Ontology annotation, biological process: endoplasmic reticulum to Golgi vesicle-mediated transport; intracellular protein transport; intra-Golgi vesicle-mediated transport. NCBI's taxonomy places the organism in Eukaryota, Metazoa, Mollusca, Gastropoda, Patellidae. The record is from RefSeq and is a predicted model, not a curated record. The transcript has 21 exons. Gene Ontology annotation, cellular component: COPI vesicle coat.
AUUAAGUUUAUUUAACAGGAAGUUUGUCUGAUAUAUCCGGUGUGCAUGCGUAUUGAUGUGGGCCACGUAUUCUGCUCCAACAUUUUCUAAUAUUCAACUCAAAUAAUUACAUUAUGCCGCUUAGACUAGAUAUCAAGAGAAAGUUAUCCGCUCGCUCGGAUCGAGUGAAAUCCGUUGAUCUCCAUCCGUCAGAACCAUGGAUGUUAGCAAGUUUAUACAAUGGAAAUGUCCAUGUCUGGAAUUAUGAAUCACAGCAACUUAUCAAAUCAUUUGAAGUAUGUGAUCUACCAGUUCGAGCAUCUAAAUUUGUUGCCAGGAAAAACUGGGUUAUAACUGGUUCAGAUGAUAUGACUAUUCGUGUUUUUAAUUACAACACCUUAGAAAGAGUUCAUCAAUUUGAAGCCCAUUCUGAUUAUCUACGAUCUAUAGCUGUCCAUCCAACACAACCUUAUAUUCUUACUAGCAGUGAUGAUAUGUUAAUUAAACUAUGGGAUUGGGAUAAGAAAUGGACGUGUACUCAAGUAUUUGAAGGACACAGUCACUACUGUAUGCAGAUAGUUAUUAAUCCUAAAGAUAAUAAUCAAUUUGCUAGUGCUUCGUUAGAUAGAACUGUCAAGGUAUGGCAGUUAGGAUCCAAUGCACCAAACUUUACAUUAGAAGGCCAUGAAAAGGGAGUUAACUGUGUUGAUUACUACACAGGGGGAGAUAAACCAUAUCUGAUUUCAGGAGCAGAUGACAGAUUGGUUAAAAUUUGGGAUUAUCAGAAUAAAACAUGUGUACAGACAUUAGAAGGACAUGCCCAGAAUAUAUCGGCAGUCUCAUUCCAUCCAGAGUUACCCAUUAUAAUGACUGGUUCAGAAGAUGGUACUGUAAGAAUAUGGCACGCCAACACAUACAGAUUAGAAAGUACGUUAAAUUAUGGGUUAGAAAGAGUCUGGACAAUAUCGUCUCAAAAAGGAUCAAAUAAUGUUGCUUUAGGUUAUGAUGAAGGCAGUAUUAUUAUUAAGCUUGGUAGAGAAGAACCCGCCAUGUCUAUGGAUACAAGUGGUAAAAUAAUCUGGGCCAAACAUUCCGAGAUUCAACAAGCUAAUAUAAAGGCUAUGGGAGAUCAAGAGAUCAAGGAUGGAGAAAGAUUACCUCUAGCUGUCAAAGAUAUGGGAAGCUGUGAAAUAUAUCCACAAGCCAUCGCACAUAAUCCUAAUGGAAGAUUUGUGGUUGUAUGUGGUGAUGGGGAGUAUAUAAUCUACACAGCUAUGGCUCUCAGAAAUAAGAGUUUUGGUUCAGCCCAGGAAUUCUGUUGGAGUAACGAUGCAUCAGUUUAUGCUAUCAGAGAGGGAAGCAGUAUGGUGAAAAUAUUUAAAAACUUUAAAGAAUUAAAAUCUUUUAAACCAGACUUCGGAGCUGAAGGUAUUUAUGGAGGUUUUAUGUUAGGUGUAAGAUCUGUUAGUGGUUUAGCUUUCUAUGACUGGGAUUCAACAGAACUAGUGAGAAGAAUAGAAAUCACACCUAAAAGUAUUGUAUGGAGUGAGAAUGGUGAUCUGGUUUGUAUAGCAACAGAUGAAUCAUUCUUUAUUUUACGCUACAGUCCCGAAGCUGUGGAGAACGCCAAGGAAACAAAAGAAGGAAUCACAGAAGAUGGUAUCGAAGAUGCAUUUGAGGUUAUUGGUGAGAUAGAAGAGGUUGUUAAAACUGGUAUAUGGGUUGGAGAUUGUUUUAUUUAUACAAACAGUGUCAACAGAUUAAAUUAUUAUGUUGGAGGUGAAAUAGUUACAGUUGCUCAUCUAGAUAGAGUGAUGUAUCUAUUAGGUUAUAUACCGAAAGAAAAUCGUCUAUACCUGGGUGAUAAAGAAUUAAACGUCGUUAGUUAUAGUCUACUGGUAUCAGUGUUAGAAUAUCAAACAGCUGUCAUGAGACGGGAUUUUGAUACGGCAGAUAAAGUAUUAAGUACAGUACCCAGGGAACAACGAACUCGUGUAGCUCAUUUCUUAGAGAAACAGGGGUUUAAAUCACAAGCUUUAGCUGUUACAUGUGAUCCAGAACAUAAAUUUGAACUAGCCAUACAACUGGGGGAUUUAAAAACAGCAUAUCAACUAGCAAAAGAAACAGAGUCUGAACAGAAAUGGAAACAAUUAUCUGAGUUAGCCAUUAAGAAUUGUGAGUUUGGUUUAGCCCAGGAGUGUUUACAUCAUGCUCAAGAUUUUGGUGGUUUAAUGUUAUUGGCUAGUUCUGCUGGUAACAGAGAGAUGGUAGCACGUCUCGGAGAAACGGCAGAAAAAGCCGGACAAAAUAAUGUAGCAUUCCUUUCGUAUUUUACUAUGGGAAGAUUAGAGGAAUGUUUAGAAGUUUUAAUAAAAACAGGAAGAUUACCAGAAGCUGCUUUCUUUGCCCGAACAUAUUUACCUAGUCAAAUAUCACGAGUUGUAACGUUAUGGCGUGAACAUCUAUCAAAGAUCAACAAAAAAUCUGCUGAUUCCCUCGCUGAUCCUACGGAGUAUGAGAAUCUAUUCCCGGGUCUUAAAGAAGCUUUUAAAGUUGAACAAUAUCUUGAACCACAGAGAAAAUUGGUUUUACCAGCUCAUAAAUAUCCACAAGUUCCUCAAAAUAGCUCUCGUAAUACGGUGGAAGAGAUGCAGGAAGCGGAAGCGGCUGGUCGAUUUGAAUAUAAACCAAUUGAUAGAUUAACGCAAGAUGAUGAUGACGAUGAUGAUGAUAACUUCGAAACACCUUCUCAGCCACCAUCUAAACCCGAGUCUAAAACAGAAUCUAAAAAGCCAGUAGUGGAACCAAGCAAACCUGAUCCGGUCCCUGUAUCGAAACCCCCAGCCCCGAAACCUCAACCAUCUGAUCCCAUCAGUUCUCGGUCAGCAGCGGAAAUUGAACAAGAACUUGAACUAGAUUUAGAUAAUUUACAAUUAGAUGAUGAUAUCGAUACAUCCGAUGUAAAUUUAGAUGAAGAUUUAUUAGAAGAUUAAAGAAAGAGUAUAUUUAUUGUUAUUGUAAAUAUUAUUAUCAUUAUAAACUCGUACAUCAUGGGGGACACAAUAUAUAUCAUAGUAAACCAAACAACUUGUAUAUAUAAUAUUCUAUAUUCACCAGUAGUAUAUACAACACUCUGUAUUGACUAGUGUCAUAGACUACAAUAGUCAACACAUUCUCUGUAUUCAUUGUUUCAGUAGUUUAUCUAAAAGCCACGUACACAGAGAAUCUGGCCAACUAUUGUGAUUGCGUAUAGUCAACACUCUGUAUUCGAUACACUAAAAACUGAUAUAUAUAGAAUAACAAUUACUGGUUUAUUAACUUGAUAAAGACAAGAGUAACAUCGUUAAAACAUAGCAUGUCUAUAAACUUGUUACUAAUGUGUUGCUGUUCAAGUAUUAAAAUUCCAUGUUUUAUAAACUACAAUAGUUUAUUCCAGACUGUCAUGGUCUUGUGUAUUUACAUUGGAGAUACAUGAAUAGAAUCAUAUAAUUUCUUGAAUUAGAAAUCCUUUACAAUUGUUUGGUUGAUUAAAGAUAUAUGUUUUAUUUGACAUUGUUUUGUAUAUUAUUAAUUAAAUUAAUUAAUCUUAUCAGUCCAACAUGUCUGACAGAUGAAUGAACUAAGGCCACUGAUCGUUGUUGGUAUUUCUAGGACAAUAUCUAACUAUUCACGGCUUAAUCAACGCUAAAAUUUAUUUAACAUCAAUGGUAGAUAAAAACUGAAUCGUUAAAAUCGUAAAUUCUUGUACGUGACAAGGAGUGAGAUCUCCUGUCUAAAUUUGUGGGGGUUUUCUGGGUCUUUCUGUUCCCCCCCCCCCCCCCACACACACACAGCUAAAGACCCCUACCUUCAAAUGAAUUAUUGAAAUAAAAUUGAACCACGUGUUGGUCCCAAGAUGACCUAGUUUGUGUUGAGUGGAUGUCAAACCCUGUUUCUCUCUCAUUGUGGAUCCAAUCGAAUUGUUUAUAUCAAUAGUGUGUAAAGGAUACUGAAAACUGGGGAAUUUUCAAUUCAUGAAGCAUUAUUGUCCUGAUAUUCCUCAUAGAAAUCCAACUUAAACAAUAUUCAAAAUCUCAUUAACGACAAACUGCGGCUGUAAGAUGGAAUUAAAAAAUAAAUUAUGAAUUUAUUUGAAGUAGAAUAAUUUGUUAUGUUUGUUACAUUAUGAAAUCGUUUCUACAGAUUCGGAAUAUUUUGUGAUCAGAUGAAUUAUCAGGGGAGAUAUACAAAUAUUUAAUUAAAAAACCAACAAAUAUUUUAUACAUGAAGUAAAAUGUAACUGUGGCCUAGACAUCAGUGAAUAUAUGUUUAAAGUUUGUCUUAAAUCAUUCUGAUUCUCAGACAGUUGUACAAAAACAAUACGAAUUCUGAAGAGAGGUUUUUAUUAUGUUAAUUGAUCACUGGGCCAACUGACCUCUUACAAAUACUAGUUUCAAUUCAAAACAGGUAUCUCAUUAUUCUAUUUAUAGCAAAGCAUGAUUAUCCAGUGCCAUUUAUUAUUGUGAAUAAUAUUUAUACUUGAUAAUUGAGUCUUCUGAUGAUAUAGAUGUAUCUGGGAAACAGAAUGUUAAAUGUGGGUUAUUAAUAAACAUUUUUUCUUAAUGUCAUAUUAUCAUAUAUUGAAUUAUAAAAUUAAGUGACAGUGCUAUAUGGUGACUAUUAUUAUAUUUGUCUGAAGGUUUAGUGUAAAUAUUUCUAACAUGUAAAUAUCUUGGUUUAAUAUAAAUAUAUAAUAAAGCCACAACCUUGUAUUAAAGUCCUGAAGCACCAUUUGCAUUUUUUUGACUAAUAUUGUACCCAAUUUACUCAACCAAUCUGAUUAAAACACAGGAGCCCAUUUCACGGAAUUUUAACUCAUUUUCAGUAAUUUGAUUGGAUAAUAUUAGAUUGAUUUUAGUGCUUAGCCAAUCAAAAUUGAAGUAUCUACCAAAAUUUUGAUUUUUAUCUUAAGUUAAGAUUUUGAGAAACAGGGCCCAGGACUUGAAAUUCUCCUCUCAUUAAAUAAAAUAAUAUAUCAUCAUGAUGUGUACACACCACUCUACUAUAAAAUACGGAUGUGACGUCAGCCGUUGAUGACCGCGUAUCAUAUUAAAUAAUGGUACAGGCAAUGUGCCAAGCGUACAUUAUUUAUAUUGGACCCGUGAGACGUAUUUCAUUGCAAAGUACGUGCGAGUGUCUGUAUUUUAAGUUGUUUAAUGGUCUCAAGCUUAAGACAUUGUGUAAUAUAUUGAAACAACAACUUUAAUAUCUGGCUGUCGAUCAUUAAACCAUACAUACUAUAAUACUAUAUAUAUGGUGAAAUCUUGUAGCUUUGUACAAUAAAAUAAACAUCAACAUUUCAAAACAA